CUCCCCGCCCCCCGCUCCUCCCCCGGCCCGGCCUCAGACCCCCUCCCCAACCCCUGCCAGGCCCCACGGCAGUAUGGGGGACAACACCAGUCCCAUCAGCGUGAUUCUGGUGAGCUCGGGGAGCAGGGGCAAUAAGCUGCUGUUCAGGUACCCCUUCCAGAGAAGCCAGGAGCACCCGGCGUCCCAGACAAAUAAGCCACGUAGCAGAUAUGCUGUUAACAACAUGGGCGACCAUACUGAUGACCAGGAUGGCGACUCCAGGUUUUCAGAUGUUAUUCUGGCAACAAUUUUGGCAACCAAGUCUGAAAUGUGUGGCCAGAAAUUUGAACUGAAGAUUGAUAACGUUCGGUUUGUUGGACACCCAACACUGCUACAGCAUGCUGUGGGGCAGGUCUCCAAAAUAGAUCCAUCCCCAAAGAGGGAGGCACCUACUAUGAUUCUUUUCAAUGUGGUAUUUGCACUGAGGGCAAAUGCUGACCCAUCGGUGAUAAACUGUCUGCACACUCUCUCCCGGCGCAUCGCCACCGUGCUACAACACGAGGAGCGCCGCUGCCAGUACCUCACUCAGGAAGCCAAGCUGAUCCUGGCCCUCCAAGACGAGGUGUCUGCCAUGGCUGAUGGAAAUGAAGGUCCUCAGUCCCCAUUCCAUCACAUCCUGCCCAAGUGCAAGCUGGCCAGGGAUCUCAAGGAAGCUUACGAUAGCCUCUGCACUUCUGGUGUGGUUCGGCUUCACAUCAACAGCUGGCUGGAAGUGAGCUUCUGCCUGCCCCACAAGAUCCACUAUGCAGCUUCAAGCCUGAUCCCCCCUGAGGCCAUUGAGAGGAGCCUGAAAGCCAUCCGCCCUUACCAUGCCUUGCUGCUGCUCAGUGAUGAGAAGACCUUGUUGGGUGAACUCCCCAUUGACUGUUCCCCUGCCCUGGUGCGGGUGAUCAAGACUACGUCUGCUGUGAAGAACUUGCAGCAGCUAGCCCAGGAUGCAGACUUGGCCUUGCUACAGGUUUUCCAGCUUGCGGCUCACUUGGUAUACUGGGGUAAGGCCAUCAUCAUCUAUCCACUGUGUGAGAACAACGUCUACAUGCUGUCUCCUAAUGCCAGUGUGUGUCUGUACUCCCCGCUGGCUGAGCAGUUCUCCUGUCAGUUCCCGUCUCAUGACCUGCCAUCUGUCCUCGCCAAGUUCUCCUUGCCUGUCUCCUUGUCAGAAUUCAGGAACCCCCUGGCUCCCCCUGUGCAGGAGACCCAGCUCAUCCAGAUGGUGGUAUGGAUGCUGCAGCACCGGCUCCUCAUCCAGCUGCACACUUAUGUCUGCCUGAUGGCCUCACCCAGUGAGGAGGAACCCCGCCCGCGAGAGGAUGAUGUCCCCUUCACUGCCCGCGUUGGGGGCCGCAGCCUCAGCACGCCCAAUGCCCUCAGCUUUGGCUCCCCAACCAGCAGUGAUGACAUGACCCUCACUAGCCCCAGCAUGGACAACUCCAGUGCAGAGCUGCUCCCUAGCGGGGACUCACCACUGAACAAGCGGAUGACAGAGAACCUGCUGGCCAGCCUAUCAGAGCAUGAGCGGGCAGCCAUCCUCAGUGUGCCUGCAGCCCAGAACCCUGAGGACCUCCGAAUGUUUGCCAGGCUCCUUCACUACUUCCGUGGCCGCCACCAUCUGGAAGAAAUCAUGUACCAUGAGAAUGCACGGCGCUCCCAGCUGCUCACGCUCUGCGACAAGUUCCGUAGUGUACUGGUGGUAGCCACCCACGAGGACCCCGUCAUUGCUGUCUUCCAGGCACUGCUCACGUGAGCCCAGGUGCAGAGUGGAGAGGCUGCUGGAGUGUGCGGGUGGGGCCAGCCUCCCCUACCCUGUAGCCCCAUCGCCACAUGCCUGAGCUCUCUUGGCCCUGAGGCUUGGGCUAGAUGGUCCACCUAGGCCUGCCUAAAGCCAAACCCCCACUGUCUUCCUUGCUGCAGGCCAGUUCAGUCUGGUGUACAGUGAGCGCUACAUUCUUACUUUGCUCACCCUAGCAGCAGCCUUCAUGUCACAGGGCUGGAGGGAGCCUCUCAGGGCUCAAGUCUGAUGAGGCCUGUGUCCUAUGUGAGUGCGGGCUGCACGUUUUCAGGCAUUCCUUUCUACUGACUGUGCCCCAUGGCCCCACUGUGUGGACACCCAGGAGGUGUAGGAACACUUGGUCAGCCUAUCCCCACCCCUCUGAGGGCUGUCCAUGGUAAAGUCUUGCAUGGUACCCUUGCCUAGCACUGAUUCUGCCCAUCACAUGCUGCUGCUUCCUAGCUUGGGUUAGCCCUCACUAUGACCCCAAAUAAGCCACUAGCAGACUCAUAGCAAAGCUGUCACCUGUCCUGACCAUAAGACACUCCAGGGCCUGGACUGCGCCACUGGGCAGCCCUGUUACCUGUGUAUACCCCCUGCCCAGUUGUGCAGGAGGCCCAACCUCAGGGGGGUUGUCU
Otolemur garnettii (small-eared galago) is the source of this 2445-nucleotide messenger RNA. RefSeq names its product NPR3 like, GATOR1 complex subunit (gene NPRL3). Gene Ontology annotation, biological process: cellular response to amino acid starvation; TORC1 signaling; positive regulation of autophagy. The coding region runs from base 74 to 1783 and encodes 569 amino acids. The record is from RefSeq and is a predicted model, not a curated record. Lineage: Eukaryota; Metazoa; Chordata; Mammalia; Primates; Galagidae. Gene Ontology annotation, cellular component: GATOR1 complex. The transcript has 13 exons.